AUGGCCGCCGUUUCCACCACAGAGAAGUUCCUCUGUGAUGGAGCAAUGGCAUGUCUGGACACCCUGAUGAAGGUCAACAACAUCAUCUCUGUCACCGUUGGUCGCAAGGCGUAUGAAGAUGGCAUUGUUGCUUUAUUGUCCAGUGCUCGAGAUGACUCUGUGAUCUCUGCUGUGCACCGUGCUGACUACGAUGUCGCCCUCCUGAAACUCAUCGAUGACGCCCUCCCGGGACUCGUCGGACCCAGGGUCCUCCCACCGUUCAAUGAGAACUUUCGCAUGACUGUUGUCUGCAACAUGCAGCUUCUUUCGGUAUCUCUGCGAGAUGCAGAUAUGGCACUUUUCACAGAGAUUUGGCACCGACAACUUGACCAACUCGAUACCGCCACCGCUGGAGGCCAGCAACCAUCCCUCUUGACGAGUGCCUUGACUGACGAUACGCUCAACGAAGUCACUCAACGGGCGCUUGCUGAGGCUGAAAUGAGAUUGGUGGAUCGUGAUGAUCCGGCUGCACAGGCAGGCACUAUCGACUUUCUUCAACAAGGCGCCCUCAUUGUGCAGGAGAGAAUCAAGGAAGAAGAAUACAAGUUGUUCUUUGACUCAGUGGUCGGCACCCCCUCGGAGCCUGAUGAGUCAAUGAAACAAGACUCACCUCACGAUCGGCCACUGCCACAUGACACACAUACACAAGAACAAGGCCCAGACAUUCACACCACGCGACCACCUCCGUCACCGAGCAUUCCUUCAGUGUCAGAGCCUGCCCAACCAACUGUAACCACUACGGAAAGCGACCCGAAGCCGUCAAAGCCGCCAAAGAAGCCAAAGGCACCAACGCAGCCAAAGAAGUCAAAACCGCUUCCCCCCCUUGCGGGUCCUGCGCAAUUGAUUCCUGGAGACACACUAUACUAUUGCGAUGGUUGUCCUGGAAAACCCGGUAUUCUAGUCUUUACUUCGUUCGUUCGGCAUUUCAAACUGGUCCACGGGCUCGAAUCCCCAGAAGACCUAGCCCGAGCAAAGCACCUGUACCCAAAGAAGUUCCCAAAGAAGAAACCAGUUGAGAAAAAGAAGAAGUCAACCAGUGAGCCAAGCGGCGAACAGGAAGAUAUGCCAAAUAACAGACCAAAUGACAUGGCAAACACCGAGGAAAGCAAUGAAUCCAAUCGAUGA
Exophiala mesophila is the source of this 1164-nucleotide messenger RNA. RefSeq lists its product as uncharacterized. The coding region runs from base 1 to 1164 and encodes 387 amino acids. The transcript has a single exon. The record is from RefSeq and is a predicted model, not a curated record. NCBI's taxonomy places the organism in Eukaryota, Fungi, Ascomycota, Eurotiomycetes, Chaetothyriales, Herpotrichiellaceae.